Eleginops maclovinus (Patagonian blennie) is the source of this 2170-nucleotide messenger RNA. Its product is annotated as zinc finger MYM-type protein 6-like. The record is from RefSeq and is a predicted model, not a curated record. The transcript is spliced from 2 exons. Bases 96 to 1736 code for a protein of 546 amino acids. NCBI's taxonomy places the organism in Eukaryota, Metazoa, Chordata, Actinopteri, Perciformes, Eleginopidae.
AAUAUGUUAAAUAUGGAUUCACAGUGACGACAGACAGAGCAGGAGAGCAGGUACCACUGUGUUUCGUAUGUUCAACAAUUCUCUGUAAUGAAGCUAUGAAGCCGUCGAAACUUACGCGGCAUAUGGAGACGCAUCACGUCCACUUGAAGGCCAAACCCGUUGAGUACAUGCAACAGAUGUUGCGUGAUUUCAAAGGACAGCAGGCUACCAUGAGGAAGAGUGCAAAAAUAAAUGAAAACGCACUGAAAGCAUCGUAUCUGGUCGCUCUCAGGGUUGCAAAAAGUAAGAAGCCCCAUACCAUUGCAGAGCAGCUUAUAUUGCCAGCAGCCAUAGAUAUGUGCAGAGCUAUGGUAAGCGAAGAAUGUGCCAACAAAUUAAAAACUAUUCCGUUGUCAGACAACACAAUCGGAAGACGAAUUGGGGAAAUGGCAAAUGAUGUCAAAGACCAGCUGAUGGCAAAACUUCAGACAGUUCUGUUUUCCCUUCAAAUCGACGAGACGACAGAUGUUACUAAUGAUGCGCAACUGUUAACAUUUGUGCGAUACGAGGACAGUGGCACUAUGUGCGAGGAAUUUCUUUUUUGCAAACCACUGCCCGGGCGAACUACCGGUGUAGAAAUAUUUAAAGCACUGGACGAUUUUUUCACGGAGCACAAUAUCUCGUGGCAGAGGUGCGUUGCAUUAUGCAGCGAUGGGGCCCGAGCCAUGAGUGGCAGCAAGACUGGACUGUUUGCGCAUGUAAGGAGGGUGGCUCCGGGGGUAAUUUGGACACACUGCCUGAUUCAUAGAGAGGCUCUCGCCUCCAAAGAUCUCAGUGUUGAGCUCAGUGGUGUGUUUGAUGUCGUUGUCAAGACGGUCAACUUCAUAAAACGAAACGCAUUGAAUACACGCCUGUUUUCAUCCCUAUGCCAUGACUUGGGAAGUGAACACAGCUCUCUCCUUUAUCAUUCAGAGGUGCGUUGGCUGUCUCGCGGCGCUGUGCUCGCCUGUGUGUUUGAACUACGCGGAGCUAUCUACGAGUUCUUGUGCGAGAAGCAUUCUGAUCUGGCUUCCAAUUUCAACGAUAGUUACUGGUUAACUAAGCUGGCGUACCUCACAGAUGUUUUUGCAGAGCUGAACAAGUUGAACAGCUCCAUGCAAGGGAGAGAUGCAAACGUCAUGCAGCUCUACGAGAAGCUCGACGCAUUUGUGAAAAAAAUGUCAAAGUGGAUCGAACGAGUGGAGAGCAAUAACUUGGCGAUGUUUCCUUCAGUUGAGGAAUACCCUGACAGCACUGACAUCAACGACACUAUAUGUGAGCAUUUGAGGAAGCUUGUGCGUCAAUUCGCAAAGUACUUCACUGAUUCGGAAGAGUGGCGCCGUGACAGCAAGUGGAUCCUGCUCCCAUUCAGUGACGAUGCAUCAGUAGGGUCAAGUCUGACGGCUGUGGAAGAGGAUAAGCUGAUUGAGAUGUCCACAGACUCUGUCAGGAGGCAUAUGUACGACACACAGCCCCUUGUUAAAUUCUGGAUAAGUUGCCAGACAGAAUUUCCACAGCUUGCUGCAAAAGCAAUGAGGUGUCUUUUGCCCUUUCCAACCACAUACCUGUGUGAGAGUGGUUUUUCUACACUGGCGUACUUAAAGAAUAAGUACAGGGCUAGGCUUGAUCCAGAGAAUGACAUGAGACUGUCUCUGUCUACCAUUUCGCCACGAAUAGACAGGCUGUGUGGACUUCACCACGCCCAGAUAUCACACUGACAGCAGGUGAUUGGUGACAGGUCUGUCCUGGCUGGGUUAUAAAAGCCCUGACCAGCCAGCAGUUGAGGCUGCCUUGGUCUUCAUUUGUUGGAUUUUGGUUCUCCGGUGUUGUUGGAUUUUUGUUCUCCGUUGUUGUUUUGUCACACACCUAGACUGACUUUGCAUGACAUUUUUAGUUACUUUUCCCAAUACUGAAUUGCACAACACUUUAUUAUUCUUUAUUCUUUCUUUAAAAUAAUCUUUAAUUUAAUUUAAUUUAAUAAAUCUACUUUUAUUAUUAUAAAAUCUGCGUGGCCUCUCUUUCAUGUUUCAUGCAUUGAGCUAUGCAUGUAACACCAAAUACACACGCGCACGCGCAGGCACAUCAGUGGGCCGCGGAUUGCUUUCUAGUCCGAAUGGUGGUCCCUGGGACAAAACCAGUUGAAAACCCCUGU